Molecule: messenger RNA, 549 nt
Organism: Penicillium griseofulvum
Lineage: Eukaryota; Fungi; Ascomycota; Eurotiomycetes; Eurotiales; Aspergillaceae
Exons: 1
Coding region: 1-549 (182 amino acids)
Source: RefSeq, a predicted model, not a curated record
AUGAACGCUGCUACUACGCAAAAAGCCCCCAAAACCCCAAAACCAACCGCCUCCGUGCCAAUUGUCCAAAAUAAACGCUGGCCCCCUAUGGCGAACCGAAAUGCCCUCCCUUACAAGCUCACGCAUAUCUCAAAAGAGAAACUUGCUCGUGAAGCCACUGCACCAGACCCCGACCUCCGCCGCUGCGUGGCCCACUUUCGCCUGCACUGCGGUUCCGUCUCAUGGACCGAGAAUGACAUGAAGUCUCGCAUCAGCUCAUUUGAUUUCGAAGACACCGAUGAAGAAGACGACGUGGAUGAUAUGAGCAACAAAGAAUUGCCCGUCCUAAAGAAUAGAGCCCCGGCCAACGAGACUCCCGAAGUCGCUGAACAAGUAUCAUACACAUCAAAAUCAGAACCCGUUGCUGUUGCAGCACCCCCGGCAUCGCCACCAUCACCUGAAAAUUCAUCCGAGCAUGGUUUUUUGGAAAAGGGUCGCAAUUGUCUUGAGGCGACCUCCAAACACCUAUGGACAGGGGGGUCUUGCAUGGUCUCCUCAAUGGCGGGUUAA